GUCUCGCGACAGCCAUUAUGCAAUUUCACGAUGCAGGGUAACAUACGGCUAUGUCUAUGUUGCAGACUCCUCUAACACAACAUCAAAACAUCACGCCGCCUUCGAGUUUCGCAGAACCGCCUUUGACGCCUCCGCCGACCGACGAGAAGCCCUUCGCGCAAGCCCACCGAGUUAUCGCACUUUUCAAAGAAAUCCGGGCCGGAAGGCACAUCAAGCGACACCCGCGGACAGAAUUUCAGCUUGCAACUGGAGAUUACGAUGAGAUAGAGUGUCGGCUUGAGCGAAGCGAGCUGUCGGGAUAUGUUAAAGACAAGAUACGAUAUGAUUACGGAGGAAAAAGCGAUCGGCUUGUCGUUCGCAUGCCUACAGCUGUACACGAACUGUUCAUCGCUCACGUCGAGGAUGCUAUGUUAGAUGCGGAUGGCAACAAUCCUUGGAAACAGUGCAAGGCUAGUUGACAAGCACAUAUUCCAGCCCGUGUAUCUAUUGGACGAGCGCGACAGACUUCGAGACCUUCUGCACCGCUAGACGGUUGUCGAUAACAGGAAAGAGUCUUUUGCUUGAGAUAUACUCCUGUCAAUGUUUCCUGAGGAGCAAGAGGAGGAGGUAGAAAAGAGGAUAGACUGGGUUGUCAAGGUUUUGAUAAACGAAGUCGGUAUCCGCAAUAUCAUAACCCCCGAUAUUGUCGGGACG
This is a messenger RNA of Mytilinidion resinicola, 693 nucleotides long. RefSeq lists its product as uncharacterized. Bases 51 to 458 code for a protein of 135 amino acids. The transcript is spliced from 2 exons. NCBI's taxonomy places the organism in Eukaryota, Fungi, Ascomycota, Dothideomycetes, Mytilinidiales, Mytilinidiaceae. The record is from RefSeq and is a predicted model, not a curated record.